AUGAAAGGUAGCGAAGUUCCAAUUUCGAGACUCUUAAAUGAAAAGUCUCCUAAUUACCCUAGACAAAUUGAGUCAAAUAACAACGCGCCGGAUGUUAUUUUUCCACGACAUAAUUUUUUCGCACGAGAGCCACCACAUACAGCAGUCAUUGAGCGCUAUCAAUCUCAACAAAUUUUGGAAAAUCGCACCAACUUGAAAACUAUCGAAGAAAAAAAUGCGUAUCGUCUCGAGCGUAAUCGCAUUGCAGCAAAACUCUCUCGUGAUCGCAAAAAAGUUUACAUCGAGCAAUUGGAAGGUCGUACGUCUAAACUUUCUGAAGAAAACGAUGCACUUCGGAAGACAAUCACGCGAUUGUCGAAUCGAUUGAAUCAGAUGACUGAUGAGAAUUGUAGGCUGAAAAUCUUUUUAAAGGAUUUACAGGCAAAAUUGGGGGAGCAAAACGAAAAUAAAUGA
Messenger RNA from Ambispora gerdemannii, 453 nucleotides. The record is from the annotation of a GenBank genome assembly. NCBI's taxonomy places the organism in Eukaryota, Fungi, Glomeromycota, Glomeromycetes, Archaeosporales, Ambisporaceae.